Molecule: messenger RNA, 1781 nt
Organism: Neoarius graeffei (lesser salmon catfish)
Lineage: Eukaryota; Metazoa; Chordata; Actinopteri; Siluriformes; Ariidae
Gene: gpr17
Product: G protein-coupled receptor 17
Exons: 2
Coding region: 141-1166 (341 amino acids)
Biological process (GO): positive regulation of Rho protein signal transduction; phospholipase C-activating G protein-coupled receptor signaling pathway
Cellular component (GO): membrane
Molecular function (GO): G protein-coupled receptor activity
Source: RefSeq, a predicted model, not a curated record
AGCUGCUGGAUAACCUUCUGGUCUCACAGCAGCUGUUAACAAACCCACUUUCAGAGCCAAACUACACCCUCUCUACUUCUCUCUGCUAUACUCAUCCUAGCCUGCACUGCUCAACCGACUUGAGAGGAACCAACAAGGUUAUGAGCAUGGAACCCUCUCCCACUGUGCUUCCCACACUGCUGUCCAAUCAGACAGUGGAGAUCUGUGAGCCUGUAGACAACACAAUGGAGAAUCUCCUCUUUGGCCUCUACUACAUCAUCAUCUUUCUUCUUGCUCUGAAUGGCAAUAGCCUUGCCCUGUGGAUCUUCUCUCGUCAGAGAGGAACCUCCUCUCCAGCUAAUGUCUUCCUGAUGCACCUUGCUGUGGCUGACCUUUCUUAUGUUAUUAUUUUGCCUCUACGAGCCACAUACCACUUGACAGGAGGUCACUGGCCAUUUGGAGAGGUUCCUUGCCGUGUAGCUGGCUUCCUUUUCUAUGUUAACAUGUACGCUAGUCUUUACUUCCUGGCUUGUGUAGCUGGUGAUCGAUACCUUGCUGUGGUGCAUGCUGUGAGCUCUUUGAAAGUCCGCCAUGCCCGCUUUGCUCACAUAACCAGUUUUGCUCUGUGGGCUCUAGUAAUUGUAGCCAUGGCUCCCUUGUUGGUGACCCAGCAAACUGUAGAAGCGAACGGCACCACAGUAUGUUUGCAGCUGUAUAGAGAGAAAGCUUCCCGCCGAGCCUUAACCUCCCUCGUCGUUGCAUUCACACCUCCUUUCCUGGUCACACUCUCCUGUUACCUGCUCAUAGUGAACAGUCUGAGGAAGGGUUUAAGGAUGGAGCCGGCACUGAAAGUGCGAGCAUUGCGUACAAUCGGCUUGGUUAUGCUGAUCUAUGUGGUGUGCUUCCUGCCAUAUCAUGUGAGCCGGGCCACAUUUAUCCUGGGUUAUGGACAUCCAGAUCUGUCCUGCCGAACACAGCAAGGUUUAGCCCUGGCUAAUCGUCUCACCUCAUCUCUUUCCUGCCUGAACGGAGCUCUGGACCCACUGGUCUACCUUUUUGGAGCAGAGAAAUUCAGAGGCACUGUGCAAAGACUCCUGUGCAGAGAUAAAUCAGGUGGAUCUGCAGUUACCAGUGGAGAACUUAAAGGGACACAUGAGAGUUCCCUCAGUGCCAAGUCAGAGUUCUGAGAAAACAGCAUUUUAAAAUCUAUACCUGUCAUCUAUAAGCCAGGCUUCAUAUUCUGUUUGAUCAAUUUGAUAUGGUGUAGCUCUUCGUAUAAUGAAGUACAUGGACACUGGGUUUGGGCAUGUCGACGUUUGAACAUAAUUAAAAGUGUUGACUGGCUGGUGUGUGAUUUUCUUAACCGGAAGUGAAAAAGGGAAGUUAUGCAAAUACCAAAGACAUCAGCCAGUUGGUUUAGUCUGAGGAUUUGUCAGAGUACCUGGGCCUAAAAAUACUCAUAAUAAGAAACUAGAUGUUUAUUUACUUAUAAUCCACAAUUUGACACCAUUAUGACCAUUAAAAUCAAAAGUUACAGUUUGUUAAAAACUACAGUCUAAGAUGUAUUCCCGCUUUACACCCAGUAUUCCCAGUACAGGCUCUGGACCCACUGUGACCCUGACCUGGAUCAAUCUUUCUGAAAGUGAGUGAUUGUGUAACAGUACCGGAUGUGAGUGGUCAGAAGACAAAUUUCAUCCAACACUUUAUUUGUUUUACUCACAACAAAUCACUGACAAAUUAUAUUCAAAGUUGUUCGGUUCAACUGAAUCAGUUUUUUGGACUUUGCCAAAAAAAAAAAAAAA